Messenger RNA from Cannabis sativa, 1767 nucleotides. RefSeq lists its product as uncharacterized. The coding region runs from base 180 to 1661 and encodes 493 amino acids. The record is from RefSeq and is a predicted model, not a curated record. NCBI's taxonomy places the organism in Eukaryota, Viridiplantae, Streptophyta, Magnoliopsida, Rosales, Cannabaceae. The transcript has 5 exons.
CACCUCCCGCCCUCACUAACCGGGCCAAUUGGAAAUGUUUCUACAACUGUGAUCUUUUUCUCUGAGACAGAGUGCAGUGUAGGGUUUUGCACCAGCCCACCUUACCUAAUCUCUCUCUUCUCCUUCCUAUCUCACUCGCUCCAGGUUAGGACUUCCAGGUGGUGAACUCUCUGGAUGUCAUGCAUGCUGUAAAGGGUGGUUGGGUUGGGCAAACAUUUGCCCUAGCUAGAAGCAAUGAGUCUGAAGGGAGAAAGUCCCGAAUUAGGCUUUCCAAGAAAGAGAGGAAGGCGAUGGUCGAGUCCUUUAUAAAGAAGUAUCAAACGUUAAACAAUGGGAGUUUUCCAUCACUUAAUCUUACCCACAAGGAGGUGGGUGGGUCUUUCUACACAGUACGAGAAAUCGUCAGGGAUAUAAUCCAAGAAAAUAGGGUUCUAGGUCCUGCUAAGUUAAGUGGAGAUGGUAAAAGCACCAAUCAGUUGGAAGAAUACCCGCUGGGUUCAAUUGCUAUGGCUCCUCAAUAUCAUUUGACACAAUUAUCAAAUGGAUCUCAAAUAAUAACGGAUGAAUACCAUGGAAGUAAUGAAGAACCAAAUUUGGUUAAUGGGCAUCAUGCUGUACUUGAAGACAAGGUGUUUGACAAUGGCCAAGUUGUCAAUAUUACUAUUGAGAGAGGAUUGAGUGAGCCAAAAGAUGUAGAGAUGCAAGGGCAGAGAUUUAUGGAAUUAGAGCAGAAUGGUGAUGAUCAAUCUAACAAGGAAGCAGAUUUAGUUUCAGAUGGGAAUUAUGCUUGUCCUGGACAAGAGGAAGUUGACAGCGAGCAUGUUAUCAAUGGCAUUCAGGUUGAUGUGAGAAAUAUAGAAUCUCAGGAACAGAAUGCAGCAGAGCUGCAUUCAAGUGAACUUUCUGAAGCAGAGAAUGCUGAAGAAUCAACAGCUUCUAGGUCUAAAGUGACACGUAUAGCUGCAGAUGUAACAGUUGAGACAUUUCCUCUGAAGCCUGCUACUACGACAGCAGGUGAGUUUGAUAGAAGCUCCAAUGAACUAUCUAAUGUAGCACAUUCUUUUGAUAAACAAGACCUUGUAAAAGUGGAUCUAGCAACUGAUACUGGGAGUUCUCAGACAGAUGGCAUAGAGUCCUUAAAAAGUUCUAGUUUGAUGGAUGAGAAAAACAUGACAAAUAUUUCUAAUAGUUUAGAUGAUAACAAGUCUGGCUUGGUGAAUGCGGAAGAAAUGGAGAAACAUGGAGAUCCAUCUUUGGAAAGCUCAAGGUGCUCUAACAAAAGUACUGGACAUGAAAUUCAAGAUUUGAAUGGCAACGAUGUUAAAGUAUCUAGCAACGAUGUAACGGCAGUAACCAUUGAAAAAAGCCAGGCAAUUUCAGGAGCUAAGGCUGUAAACGUUCCAAAUGGCAUCAAUGUGAAGUAUAUUGACAAGAGUGUUGGUAAAUCUGAGUAUUUGAAAACUGAGAAGGAGCUGAAUGAAAAUGAAGUUGAUGCUCAACAAGUUGGCAAGCCCCAGAAAGGAAGUAAUCCAACUUUAGAUAGAAUCAAUCUUGAAUCUUGGGGAGGGGCCUCUAAGAACCCUGGAAAACCAGAAGGCAACCCAAUAUGGGUCGUUUUUAAGGUGUUUGUAGAUGCCUUUGUGAAGUUUUGGUCUGAAUAAUGUUUCUUCAGACUGAUGCUUAAAAUUUUGUUGCUAUGCUCAUGAAUUGAUUGUAUAUCUGAUAAAAUGAUGUUGAUUUCACUGAGUGACUCUGCUUUUGUGUUUA